AUGGAGCCCUACAAUGUGACUGCCACGCUCAACUUCACCCUCCCACCCAACUUCGGCAAGCGCCCCACCGACAAGGCACUGAGCGUCAUCCUGGUGUUCCUGCUCCUUAUCAUCAUGCUCUCGCUGGGCUGCACCAUGGAGUUCAGCAAGAUCAAGGCUCACUUCUGGAAGCCUAAGGGGCUGGCCAUCGCCCUGAUAGCACAGUACGGCAUCAUGCCCCUCACCGCCUUUGCACUGGGCAAGGUCUUCCAGCUCAACAACACUGAGGCGCUGGCCAUCCUUGUCUGCGGCUGCUCACCCGGGGGGACCCUGUCCAACAUCUUCAGUCUGGCCAUGAAGGGGGACAUGAACCUCAGUAUCGUGAUGACCACCUGCUCCACCUUCUGUGCCCUGGGCAUGAUGCCCCUCCUCCUGUAUGUCUACUCCAGGGGGAUCUAUGCCGGGGAUCUGAAGGACAAGGUACCUUAUGGAGGCCUUGUGAUAUCACUAAUCCUGGUUCUCAUUCCCUGUGCCACUGGGAUCUUCCUCAAUGCCAAACGGCCACAAUAUGUACCCUAUGUCAAGAAGGGAGGGACCAUCACCAUGCUUUUGUUAAGUGUGGCCAUCAUAGCGCUCUCGGUCAUCAAUGUGGGCAAGAGUAUCAUGUUUGUCAUGACCCCACAGUUGCUGGCCACCUCCUCCCUGAUGCCUUUCAUCGGCUUCCUGUUGGGCUACAUCCUCUCUGCUCUCUUCCGCCUCAAUGGACGGUGCAGGCGCACUGUCAGCAUGGAAACUGGAUGCCAAAACGUUCAACUUUGUUCUACCAUUCUCAAUGUGACGUUCCCCCCUCAAGUCAUUGGGCCACUUUUCUUCUUCCCUCUCCUCUACAUGAUUUUCCAGCUUGGAGAAGGGGUUCUUCUCAUCUCCAUCUUUCGUUGCUAUGAGAAAAUCAAGCCUUCCAAAGAUAAAACAAAAAUGACCUACACAGCUGCUCCAACUGAAGACACGAUUCCAGGAGCUCUAGGAAAUGGCACCCACAAAGGGGAGGAAUGCUCCCCUUGCACAGCCUAGCUCCCCCAGGGGACUGGAUUCUGGUCAGAGGAUAUUUCAGAAAGCCAGUGUGAUAGAGUAAAAAGAUGAAAGGAACACCAGAAAUGAGAGUCUUUCUCCAGCACUGCCAGCAGAAACUAUCAGAACUGACAAACCUCGCCUGGUGGGAGGACACAGAGGGAGUCUACCUGAAGAGCCUCGCCUAGCCCCAGCUUAAAAGUUGAUACCUAUUUAAAAAAUAAAGACUUGUGCGGUGCCUGGGUGGCUCAGUCAGUGAAGUAUCCAACUCUUAAUGCUAGCUCAGGUCAUGAUCUCAUGGUUUGGGAGUUCAAGUCUGGCAUUAGGCGCCAUGCUGUCAGUACAGAGCCCGCAUGGGAUUCUCUCUGUGGCACCCCCUCUCAAAAAAAUUAAAAAACUAAAA
Panthera uncia (snow leopard) is the source of this 1450-nucleotide messenger RNA. It is a transcript of the gene SLC10A1, whose product is annotated as solute carrier family 10 member 1. Gene Ontology annotation, molecular function: bile acid:sodium symporter activity. Lineage: Eukaryota; Metazoa; Chordata; Mammalia; Carnivora; Felidae. Gene Ontology annotation, cellular component: membrane. The coding region runs from base 1 to 1050 and encodes 349 amino acids. Gene Ontology annotation, biological process: bile acid and bile salt transport. The record is from RefSeq and is a predicted model, not a curated record. The transcript has 5 exons.